AUGGGCGUUCCCCAAGUCGCUACGACCGCUUCACCCGCCGAGCAAGGGCUCGAGCGACCGCGCCGUCCCCACCUGUUGAUCGUCGACGAUUCCAGGGAAGCUAGAGCUGUUGAAGGCGUGUGGCCAGCUGAAAGUUUAGAAGGACCUGCAACUGUCCGUGGUAGCUCUGUAGACUACGCCGCGGCCCUGCUGCUUGCUGCAAUGGCCGCCGUACUUCUAGCUGCUGUGGGCUACCAAUGCGCUGCUACCUGGAGGUGGAUUAUGGGCAGAUCACUUUGGUGUAGGACCCGUCGGGAUUCGGAGGAGAGUAACUGCGACUCCCUCUCUCGCCAAGCUGCCAUCCGCAUCAGUCACUCUCUACCUGACCUCCAGACUGAACCUCUGAAGCAGGAGUACGUCCAGGAGCAUAAGGAUCCUGCUAAGAAGGUUCUCCGUCAGACAACUCUGCCAAUAGUUCCAACGCGUCACCAGACCUUCCAGCGCCAGCUGUCCCAUCGUCUCGACCUGCCUUCGAUCCAGUUCAGCAUUUGCAGCUUGGAGCGAGCUGACUCUUCGAUUGGACUUAUUAAGCCGGAAUUGUACAAGAAUGAGCUGGUUCGCCAGUCGUCUACUGAGAGCGCUGAGCUGGAGUUCUGUGGCAAGCUGCACUUUGCACUCAAAUACGACCAGGAAGUUGAGGCUCUUGUUGUCAAGAUAUUCGAAGCUCGUGAUCUCCCCAUCAAGGACGUGACGGGCAGCAGUGACCCUUACAUCAAGGUCUUCCUACUCCCUGACCGCAAAAAGAAGUUCCAGACCAAGGUUCAUCGCAAGAACUUGAACCCUGUGUUCAAUGAGACCUUCUUGUUCAGCGUUCCAUACGAAGAGCUUCGUCAGCGCUACAUCCAGUUCUCAGUGUAUGACUUUGAUCGGUUCAGCCGACAUGAUCUUAUCGGUCACGUUGUGCUCAAGGGUCUGCUGGAGUCUGCUGACCUUCACCAGGAGAUUGAGUAUACCAUGAAUAUCCUGGCUGCUCCACAGGAGAAGAAAGACCUUGGCGAGCUGAUGCUCUCGCUGUGCUACCUGCCGACUGCGGGCCGACUGACUGUCACCGUCAUCAAGGCUAGAACCUGA
Molecule: messenger RNA, 1110 nt
Organism: Spodoptera littoralis (African cotton leafworm)
Lineage: Eukaryota; Metazoa; Arthropoda; Insecta; Lepidoptera; Noctuidae
Source: the annotation of a GenBank genome assembly